This is a messenger RNA of Anopheles merus, 1310 nucleotides long. RefSeq names its product RNA-binding protein 7. NCBI's taxonomy places the organism in Eukaryota, Metazoa, Arthropoda, Insecta, Diptera, Culicidae. Gene Ontology annotation, molecular function: single-stranded RNA binding. Gene Ontology annotation, biological process: regulation of alternative mRNA splicing, via spliceosome. The record is from RefSeq and is a predicted model, not a curated record. The transcript is spliced from 2 exons. Gene Ontology annotation, cellular component: nucleus. Bases 231 to 995 code for a protein of 254 amino acids.
CUGUCGACGGCGCACGGCGUUUGAGUUUUAAUUUUGCAAGCAACUAAAGUACAAACAACCGAAACAUUUUGCUUUUAUUUUAAACAAUUCCACUUGCGAAUCUUAACAAUACGGCAUUAUUCGUUAGUUCGUGGCGCAUUUCACAAGACUGUACAUCCAGUUGGCAUUGAGUGGUCGUGUUCGGCGGUGCAGAGGCUCAGUUUGAACAAGCGCGUGCCAUCACCACCAUCAUGAGCGAAGACGACAGAACGCUUUGGUGUGGAAAUAUAAGCGAACGAGUUACGGAAGAGAUGCUGUACGAACUGUUUCUACAGGCUGGACCGGUUGAAAACGUAAAGAUUCCUCGCGACGCCGAUCGACGCCAGCGAAACUAUGCCUUCAUUACGUUCGCACACGUGUGCAGCGUGGAGUAUGCGAUGGACAUAUUCGAGGGUACGGCCCUUUUCCAGCGUACGCUUACGUUGCAUCGGAAAAAUCGCAACGGUCCUAAUCCGGCAGCUUCGCCACAGGUUAAUUUCAACUAUCCAGUGGGCGGAGGUAGCACCAACAACAGCACAUCCAGCAACAACAAUCUCCAGCGAUAUUCGGAUGAUUCACCGAUCCGAGCCCAGCAGCGGCCGGUGGAUGUGAACCCAUUCAUAUCGCCGGACAUUCGGAUGGAAGCGUUCCCCGCACUGUGCGCAGCGAUGAACAAUUCGCAAAACAUCUUUACGCCAGACAUUUUGGCCCACCUGGGGCAGCAGUUGCUUGGGGCCGACUUUCCACCGUUUGCCGACGAAGCCGACCAGCAGAACUCGAUGCGAACAAAAGGGCAGCGCAGAGAACGAUCUCACCAGCACGACCGGCACAGUAAGAAGCCGUACUCGCGGGACGACCGGUACGGCCACAGUAACGAUCGCAGCGAGUCGCAUAGUAGCCGCAAUCGGUACGAUAAUAGCAGCAGACGGAACAGCAACGACCAGGACCACCACCGAAACAGUCGCAGACGGAGAUAGUGGUCGAGGGUUGCUUCGCUGUGUAUUUGGUACAAAAGGAUGAACAAGCAAGCAAUUUUUACUAUAAGUAUCCCGGAAACUACCCCCACCCGAUCGGGUGUGUGCGUGACGAUCAGUUUGAAAGAGGUGUAAGGAACAACGACAAAGUUGCGUGUGUACAUAGAGUGAACGAUCUUUUUUUCUGUCUUCUAAAUUUAUGAAUAACGACCUUCAGGACGUUUAAGAACCUGCAAACCUUCAGAGAAACGAUUGACGAUUAUAACAAAAAAAAAAAACAAACAAACAAAUAAAUAAACGUCACUUUUGAAUGCUGUA